This is a messenger RNA of Frankliniella occidentalis (western flower thrips), 518 nucleotides long. RefSeq names its product gem-associated protein 7-like. Bases 166 to 492 code for a protein of 108 amino acids. The transcript is spliced from 3 exons. The record is from RefSeq and is a predicted model, not a curated record. Gene Ontology annotation, cellular component: SMN-Sm protein complex. Gene Ontology annotation, biological process: spliceosomal snRNP assembly. Lineage: Eukaryota; Metazoa; Arthropoda; Insecta; Thysanoptera; Thripidae.
GCGUUUUCUACCCCCCCCCCUCCCUCCUCCCCUCGACUUUGUUUUGGUUUCAGAAAGCAGACACCGGACACUUCGAUUCCGUUCAGUUAUGUUUGAUAUUAAUGUUGAUUUUGAAUGAACGUAACGUAUUAAUUUUAACAGGAAGCUGGAAGUUGUGUUUUUAUUAUGGAUAAUGUGAAGCCAUCUCUUAUCGCUGACCAGGAUUCAACAGCAGCUGUAUCGGUCCCUGUGGCUGGGGAUGAUACAGUUAGAGCACGAUCUUUCCUCAGGGAGAGAUUCAUCCGUGCCAUCCUCGCAAUGAAUGGUAAAAAUGCUGAAUUCCAUAUGUAUGAAAACACCAAUGUAACUGCUGAAUUUGGUAGCUGUGAUCGUGAGUUUGUCAAUAUUUAUGUGAAGAAUCUUCAGACCCCUCUUGGUCCCAUAAGUGAUGCAUUGUUACGAACAAAUGAUAUUGAUAGAAUUCAUAUAAGCGACAUUAACCCAAGCAUUUAGUCAAUAAAUUUAUGUAAAUAUAUAAA